UUCGCUUCCGUGGGUUUUUAAUUUCAAAUCCCCUCCUCUCUCUCUCUCUCUCUCUUUCUCUCUCUCUCUCCUCUUCUUCUUAUCCCCCCACCCCCACACCACCUCACCCUCGCACACUUCAUACGCACCGAUUCCUCGCUGUCGCUCUCUCCUACCAUCCCCGUAGCGUACUACGCAACCCUAACCCUAAGUUCUCGCCAUGAAGGGGGGUAGAUCGAAGGUCGAGAAGCCGAAGCCCGACAACAAGCUCGCGGCGAAGAGGAAGGUCGCCGAUCGAGCGACCAAGAAGGCGCCGAAGAAGGCUAAGGCCGUGAAGGACCCGAACAAGCCGAAGAGGCCUCCGAGCGCCUUCUUCGUCUUCAUGGAGGAAUUUAGGAAGCAAUUCAACGAGAAGAACCCUAACAACAAGUCCGUCUCUGUUGUCGGAAAAGCUGGUGGUGACAAGUGGAAAUCCUUGUCCGAAGCCGAGAAGGCUCCCUAUGUAGCCAAGGCAAAUAAACUCAAAUCCGAGUACACAAAGACCAUGGCCGCUUACAAUAAGAAGCAGUCGGAGGGCGCACACAAGGCUGCUGAGGCUGAAGACGAAUCCGACAAAUCCAAAUCUGAGGUUAACGACGAUGAUGAGGAAGAAAGCGAAGAGGAGGAAGAUGAUGAUGAUGACGAGUGAGUGGAGUCGUCGGUAGUCUUCGUACCCAAGCGAGAUAGACGAUGAAGUUUCUGUUUCCUUUAAUUUCAAUUAGCUUUUUUUUAUGCUCAAAAAUAUUGGAAAGUUGGAGUAGUAUCAUCAUCGCAUCGCCUCAGUGUAGAAAAUGAUAAAUCAUUUUGUGAGAUGUGUGGGCUUGGCCCGAGGCUUGUGCUAGUCUCGGCUAUGUUCCCGCCUCUACGUGUACCUAGCUCUUCUAUCUCUAACUGGCAAUUCGAUUCGAAAAAUGUUACAUGCUCUCUAUACUUCCUAUUUGAGUAUGCUCUUGUCAUUUGGUAGAA
Molecule: messenger RNA, 984 nt
Organism: Ananas comosus (pineapple)
Lineage: Eukaryota; Viridiplantae; Streptophyta; Magnoliopsida; Poales; Bromeliaceae
Product: HMG1/2-like protein
Exons: 8
Coding region: 200-667 (155 amino acids)
Source: RefSeq, a predicted model, not a curated record